This is a messenger RNA of Anopheles aquasalis, 1565 nucleotides long. RefSeq lists its product as uncharacterized. The record is from RefSeq and is a predicted model, not a curated record. Lineage: Eukaryota; Metazoa; Arthropoda; Insecta; Diptera; Culicidae.
AGGUGGAACGCGAAUUGUGCUCUAUCGAAAAGAGUUUUACCGUCUUCAAGUGAGGUGGUGUCUGUUCUCGAACAAAUUACACGUGACUGUUUGCAACACAAUUGAAGUUGAAGAUCUUCAAAAUGACGGAGGAAUUGCAGACACAGCCACAGCCCCAGCCGCAGGCUACGAUGCAGCCACAGCCAAAGGCACGGCUAGGACCACAGGACUACAGGAACUCGGAGCUCGUGACCAAGUUUAUGGCCGCCAAUCCGCCCUACCUGUACUCACCGGCCGUUGGGCCGCACAAUUUCUUCUUCAGCGAAAUGUUGCGCUCGCUGGUAGCCAACAAACGGAACGAAAGUCUCCGCAAUGCCAGUGAACAAUUACAUCAUCAGCAGCAGCAGCAGCACCAGCACCAGCAGCAACAACAUCAUCAAGCACAUGCUCAAGCUCAGCAUGUUCAGAGUCAGUUGGCGCUGCAGGCCGCAUCAACACGCAGACCACGUAAACGAUCGUGGAGUCAGCAUCGGUACUACCCGGAAGUUACGCACAAGGAAGGCAAGGAUGGUGAUGAUCGUCCAGCAACGCAUCCAGAGAAACCACUGGAGCUGACAAACAAACUGGCCGUGUUCAACAGCCGGAACAUUCCCGCAAUGCCAGGUGGUGGAUCCGUUGGCACUAAACUCUUCCCUGAUGAGCCACCAGAGCCCGGAUGCUUCAAGACUCCGGCGUAUCACGAACGGAAACAGAGCGAACUGAAGCCAGCACCGGCAACGGUGCCCGAGAAGCCCACGAUCAACAACUCGAGUCUGCUUCCGGAACCAUCCGCCGGAUCGAUGCCUCCAUCGGACUUGAUUCUUCCUCCACCACCACCCGUCUGGUAUCCACCACUGUACCCUCCGUACGGUAUCGAUCCGUUGCAUUUCUUCAUCGAUUUACGCGUUUCCGGCCAUAUUUAUGAUCGUAAAAAGGAAUCCAACUCACCGGGGUCCGGUGGCUCGGAGGGAUCGACACUGUCGGUGAAAAGUGAACACUCGAAACUGAUCGGUACGGGUGGCGAUCGACAGGGAUCAGCGUUCAGUGUCCCCAAACCGCGCGAUACCGUGCAAACCGUGACUGGAACGGCGGGGGCGGAGGUAGGACCUUCUGCUAUUAAUCUUGCUACACCGUUAGACGAAGGGGGACAGGGAGUGGACGCAAAUGAAGGAGAGCAUCGGACGACGGAUGCACACCAAGCGCCAGCCGGGUUCGGUGGUGAUACGAAGAACGCACAUUAUGUGCUGCACAAUCUGCCGCGUAUUUAUGGUGAUUUGAAUGGUAAUCAUAAGAUGGCCGAUGGUAGAUGCUUGGUGGAGGACGAAGAAACGAAUGGUAACUUGAGCGAUGAGCAGGAACAGGAUCCCGAACCGGACAGUAAAUCCAUUGGUUCGAUCGAUGAUGCAACGGAUGAGGAGAAUAAGUACAGGGAUGUGGAUUUGAAUGUGAUUUCGGAUGAGGAAUCGAUCGCUGUGGAUGAAAAUUAGAGCCCUAGACGGGUUGUAUUUCGUGUUUAAAUUGGUUAUCACAUGGUGGAAAGUGUUGUA